Messenger RNA from Perkinsus marinus ATCC 50983, 1407 nucleotides. RefSeq lists its product as hypothetical. NCBI's taxonomy places the organism in Eukaryota, Perkinsozoa, Perkinsida, Perkinsidae. The transcript has 11 exons. The record is from RefSeq and is a predicted model, not a curated record. The coding region runs from base 1 to 1407 and encodes 468 amino acids.
AUGACUCGUCGAACGACCGCUGUUGACAGUAAGGGCCCGCUCAGGGUUCACAUCCAAUGCCGCGAGGGGCUGGCCCAGCGAGCUGAGUCGGCCAAGGAGUUCAUAGUAGAUGCGAGGAGCCGGCCGUGCCAGCUCGUGAAUGCCGCUCGGAGGUACUUCUGUCUAGCUGGGGUCAAGAGCCGCUUUCCAGCGGGGGACUGGAGACUCACGUGGUUGGAAGGAGCGAUGGAGGGGCAAGACGUGCCUAAGCGACGGAGCUCGGUCGGUGAUUGUGGGGUGAAGGAUGGAGACCAGCUUGCCCUACGCUUUGUCGAGAAGGAUACGUCUCCUACGCCGGAGGCCACUCUGGAGACUGAUCUGGGUGGAGGGGAAGAGCCAGUUAUUAAGAAAGCGAGGGUGGUUGAGGUUGAACAGAGUCAGGCCUCUACGGAGGUGUCAGGGGAUGAGGUGCAGCAUGAGGGUAUCAAGGGCGAGUUGAAGACAGAAGAAGAGGAGGUUGAGUGUGAGGAAAGGCAGCGGGGCGUCGACAGAUGUCCCCCAGAAGGCCCUAGCACUACUACUGUUGGCGAGCAAUACGAAACCAGGAAAACCCUGGCUACUAUUCUGACCGAAGUCGGUUGGAUGGACAGCGCAGAGGAGACGCAUGUCGCCUCGGGUGGGCGUGCUGGGUCAGGAGCCGGGCUGCCGAUCAAGUUGCCCUCCAAGACUAGGGACGAGUACAGAGUGCUCGGAGAAAUGCAGCUACUCACCGACGAUGUCGAUGGGGCUAUUGAGACUUUUGAUAAGCUCAUUGAACUUGAGGGGCCCGAUGGAGUCCGAUCACGUCUGUGCUGUGUCGUGGCCCACUGUGGUGGAUUGCUGGCUACUCGGUCUGUUGUGGCAAGUGAUAGGGCGAAAGCUCUGGUCGCGGAGCUCGGUGCUCGACAUGGCGGUCGAUUCGAAAAUAUCAUCGAAGCUGCGCAGAAGGCCGAAUCAGAGAUUUUCAAGGCGUUGAUCGGCAGCCUGCUUGCAUCCACUGGAGAGCCUCUGCUCUUACCAGUGGAGCUCGAGGCUCUCUAUGUUGCACUGGGCCGUUCGAGUCGGAUGGGCUGGCGGGCAGCGGCUAAGAGGAUAUGCACGUUGAUCGUGGAUGCGAGUGAAAAUGGCGUGCCUAUUGGAAGGCCCUACGAGAGGGUUCUUAAGUCGUUGCAGAAGGAGCUCGAUGAGACUCGGACUUUCAAUGAGUUCAAGGAGAAAAUGCAGAUGGGAAGUCUGGUGCCAAUCUCGUUACGACUCGUGGGGUCCCUCGAAGAAGUGUCGACAGAACUGAACGUAAAGCUGUCGGGAAACCUAAAUGUUGCCCAGUACGAGUUCCUAUGCCUUGUUCGCUUUCAUGACCUCAGAAGGGGUUUUCGCACAUUCAACUGA